UGGGAGCGAGCGGGACGCUGAGGGAAGAAAAAGAAGUGAGAAGACGAGCUCCGUUUGCUCGCUGUGCCAGUGCGCAGACAAUUACGCACGCUUGCCACUUUGGUUGCUCCAGCGCGGACUUUUUGUGCCUCUUGUGGAAAUGGAGCCGCAUUCUUGAGUCAGUCUCAAGAAGGCAUUUGUUCUCACUAGUUGAUGAGAGCAGUGAGAGCCGCUCAGGCUCCGUUUCCUGUGUUUGCCAGCGCGUUGCAGCUGGGCUGAAGAAGCCCCGCAGGGCUGCCUGAGCACCGGUCCUCCUCCUCCUCCUCCGCUUGAAGCCCCACAGCCAGCCCGCUGCCAAAGUCGGUGGGAGAGAGAGAAAAAGAUAAUAAUGUGCGACCUGAUGCCAGCCUCUCAGCCCCCGGAGAAAAUGGGCAAAAUGAAAAAGUUGAGGAGAACUUUGUCAGAGAGUUUCCGGAGUAUCGCUUUCAAGAAAGAGGACAGCAGCUUUGAUGAGAUAUGUGUCACAAAGAUGUCCACACGCAGCUGCCAGGGAACAGACUCUGUCAUCAAGCCCCUGGACACCAUCCCUGAAGACAAGAAAGUGAGAGUUCAGCGCACGCAGAGUGGCUUCGACCCGUUUGAGAAGCCCGCCAGUCAGGUGAAAAGGGUCCACUCUGAGAACAAUGCCUGCAUCAACGCCAAGAGCUCAACUGCUGGCAAAGAGUCCCCCAAAUUGCGCCGCCACUCCAGCCCUAGUUCUCCCACCAGCCCCAAAUUUGGAAAGGCAGAUUCCUAUGAAAAGCUGGAGAAACUGGGAGAGGGUUCAUAUGCUACAGUUUACAAAGGAAAGAGCAAGGUGAAUGGAAAACUAGUGGCUUUGAAGGUGAUUCGACUACAAGAAGAAGAAGGAACACCCUUCACAGCCAUAAGGGAAGCAUCUCUUCUGAAAGGCCUGAAGCAUGCUAACAUUGUCCUCCUUCAUGACAUCAUCCACACCAAGGAAACCCUAACUCUGGUUUUUGAAUAUGUGCACACAGACCUGUGUCAGUAUAUGGACAAACACCCUGGAGGACUGCAUCCAGACAACGUCAAGCUCUUCCUGUUCCAGUUGCUGAGAGGUCUGUCCUACAUCCACCAGAGGUACAUUCUUCACCGUGACCUGAAACCCCAAAACCUCCUCAUUAGCGACACUGGAGAGCUGAAACUCGCCGACUUUGGCCUGGCCAGGGCCAAGUCGGUCCCCAGCCAUACCUACUCCAACGAGGUGGUGACCCUGUGGUACCGGCCUCCAGAUGUCCUGCUGGGAUCCACAGACUACUCCACCUGCCUGGACAUGUGGGGAGUGGGCUGCAUUUUCAUUGAGAUGAUCCAAGGAGUGGCUGCAUUUCCUGGGAUGAAGGACAUCCAAGACCAGCUGGAGAGGAUAUUCCUGGUCCUUGGCACUCCCUCUGAGGAUAUGUGGCCUGGUGUUAACUCCCUGCCUCACUUUAAACCAGACCGCUUUACAGUGUACAGCGCAAAGAAGCUCAGACAAGCUUGGAAUAAGUUGGGCUAUGUGGACCAUGCUGAGGAGUUGGCCUCCAAGUUCCUCCAGUGCUUCCCAAAGAACCGGCUGUCAGCUCAGGCAGCACUGAACCAUGAAUACUUCAGCAACCUUCCUCCACGGCUCUGGGAGCUGCAGGACAUGUCUUCUAUCUUCACCGUACCAAAUGUCAAGCUGCAGACAGAGAGCGGGGACAGCAUACAGGUGUGUGCACGAAGGAACAGUCAUGGAAAGGCAUCCUCUGGCAGCAAACACUGACCUGAGGCAGCAUCCUGCACACGACUGCCUGACAGGUGGCUGUUGUGGAAAAGAAAAGACGAAGAGAGACGCUGACAUUGAGGAUCCAGAGACACGAAAGAGCCCCAGUUCUCUUUAUUUAUUACCUUCACGAUAUGUGUGUGUGUGUGCGCGCGGGUGUGGCUGUGCAUCAGGAAGAGGACGAGCAUAGAGCAUGUGUGCAUUCUGAUCGGUACCUAAGAUUUAAGGCUAUCAUUUGCAAAUUUUGUUUACUUUUUAUAAGGUUCCAAUAAUUCAUAUAUCAUUGUCUAAGUAUAAACAAAAGGACUUCACUCUUGGUACAUAUUGUGUUUUGUGUUUGUAACUAGCCUCCUAUUUAAGAAUGUAUAUUUGUAUGUAUGAUAUACUCAUCUAGAAACUAUAUAAUGGACAGUUUUAAUAUUGCUUCAUCUCGUCACCACUAUACUGCUCGUGCCAUUAAAUCCAUGCACACGAGCAUCUCUGAAACAGAAGUAAUGCAGUCCCUUCAAAGAAAACAACGAAUGCUAAAGUUUUUCAUUUCUGUUUAUCUCUCAUUUGUGGAAUUAUAGGAGAAAACCGUGAUAAUGACGUCAUAAUAAUGACGCUAUAAUAAUGACGUCAUAAUAAUGACGCUAUAAUAAUGACGCUAUAAUAAUGACGCUAUAAUAAUGACGUCAUAAUAAUGACGCUAUAAUAAUGACGUCAUAAUAAUGACGAUCUCAGAGGGCUUUCAGGUAGCCUACUCUGGCAGCCAUAUUGGAGGUCCUCGGUUCUUUUGUAGCUUAAACUGCACCUGCUUUAAAGCUUUAAUUUAUUAGUUAAUGGACUCACAACAAAGUAGCUAACAGCUUCAAACCCCAUGUAAAUACUAACACUCAAAUCUGGUAGGUAAUAGUAGAUAAGACUCUUUGUCAGAUGUUCGUCAUGCUGUGUGGGUUCAUGUUACAGGCUUACUUUGGUAGUUCUGACCAGGAUUUUCAUCACUUCUCUGAAUAUUCAUCUCACAGUACUGCAACAGGGUAAAACUGCUUUUACAUGAAAGGACACGGUUGAAAGAAGGAGGAGAUUAUCAUGGACCAGUGCUUAGACUGAAGUACGUAUGAGUUUUGGGAGCUUUUCAGCUCCAGUCCACUGUUCCUGUGACCUACCAAGGCUUUUAUCUGCAUACUUGACCCCAGGUUGUUCAAAUAGACACAAAUUUGACAUCAGAUGCCCUACCUGACACAUUUAUUCCUGACACUAGGAAAACUCCAGCUGUGACUCCUUGAUGCUGAAUUUGUGGCUCUUCUGAGUCUCAAACUGCAGAGCUGAGGCAAAUGUGUUAACCACUACACAAUGGUGUAAAAACCACUCGGCCAAAUGUCACGAACCCAGAAUUUGAACCAAAGACCAUAAAAUAACCUUUAAUAUUUGAUGUGGACCAACAUUUGGCUGAUGCUCAUUCGUUUCCAUGACCUCACUGCAGUCUCUCCUGCUACACUGGUUUGCAGCUGUUUAUCUGGACAAACCAACUAAUGGAGGAAAACAGCAUUAAUGAGAAUUACCUUUGGCUGGUUUCUCUGAACACAGUCCAGGUUUGUGCACUUUUAAACAUAAACCUGCCUAUUGCUGAAGCUCUGACAAAUCUAUUUUUAUUUGUAUCAUAUUAUCAGAGUUCAAAAAAGGACACUAAUGAGCAUGUGCAGAGGUAACAGCGAGCAGCUGAGAUGAAAAGGCCUUAGUAUGCGUCAGCUCGUACUGCCGACGUUUGGCUUCUCUCUUUUGAAUUGAAUCCAAGUAAGACAUGGAUUCUUGUAUUUGCAAUAAAAAGCUGGUGUUAUUAUGGGUGACCUGUCGUAUGUAAUUGCACUUUGAAAUGUGUAUGUGAGUAAUAUUCACUCAGAAUCCUCGAGAGUAAAGGCCAAAACUCCCAAAGUAAGGCCCCAUUUGUAGGAAAAUUCUAGCGGUUUGAUAUUUCCGUGGACCUCCACGAUGGAACCAGAUGGAACUGAUUGUGUUUCGCACCUUGAAAAGUCUCUCUCGUCCAAACGAUCUCUGCGGACGAUUUUGACAGUGUACACAACUCUACGGGGACGGCACCAACCGGUGUGCGCAUAGACGCAAUACUGUGUUUAACAACAGCUGGAUAAUGGAAAUGCAUGUGUGUGCUAGUGUGUGUGAGUGUAUUAAACAUGGGCAAUAGCAAAGCACUGGUGCUUCCAUCCAUGUAUAUGAGCUAAUGUAGAAAAGGCACAGGCAGCGUGGCCUGUUAUCUGAUCCUGCCCUCGACAAUCCUCCUUUUCACUUUUACUGUUACUAACAAAGAAUCUGCAAUAUCCUCUCGGACACAGACGAUCUGAGUCACCGAGUUAUUUUUAAGCUUCUACGUUACAGAUCUGGAAUUUCUUUUCUCUGAAAAAUUUGAAUGACUGAUUUGUAGUGUGUGUGUGUGUGUGUGUGUGUGUGUGUGUGUGUGGAGUAGAUACACAUAGUAGGAGGUGGUGAUUAACUCUGAUCAGUCCCUAUAACACCAACAUGUGCUCUCAAGCAGAGACAUUCCCAAACUGUGUGCCCGUGCUUUGGAACAUUUUAUGACACAGCGAUGAAGGUGAGCUGUAUGCUGUCAUCUGCAAAGAUCUUCUACUGGGUUUUUGUCUUUCUUUUGUUGUUUUGUGUGCAAAUAUCUGAAUAUUUCAGCUUAGAUGUGUGGUGAUGAUGUGAAGUGCUACCGAUACAAUGGCUUCCUCUUUACCAGUCCGUUUGAAAGCGACUGAAACAAUAAUAUUGGCCCUGCACUGUUGAUUAGCCAAAAAUCUGAAGCCAUGGACGAAUGGAAACCGUGGAUGCUUCUAAUGUGACUCCACAGCCUCUCAAACACACAUAAUAGAGAUGUCUUGCCUGCCAGAUUAUUUCUUCACAGCCAUCUAGACCUGGCAUCUAGAAAACCCUGCAACCCCUACGUGCACUCUCUCGGCUGAUUUUGCAGACUGUUUUCAUGUCUUUCUUCCAUACAGUGCUUACAUAAUUUAAUAAUCCCUCUUCUUUAUGCCAACCAUGUGGUGAACCAAAGCUCAGCUGUAGCUAGCAUGAAGCUUUUCCAGUUGGCUACUUCAGUUAUUACAGUACGUACGGCUGUGGGCCACUGGUUUGGAAUGCCUGUGUUCUUCUGUUAUGCACUGGCUUUGCCCUUAAUGAUUAAUAUAUGAAUAUAAGUAUAUAUAUACCCUUGCUUUGCUCAAACCAGCCUUCCUCACAAAUGUAAAUAUUGUCCCUUGGUUUUAACUUUUAUUGCAGAUAGGGGAGAACUCGUGGAAGUGCUGUACUCUGAGUUAUCUCGCGGCUUUUCAGUGUCAUCCCCGGGCUGUGAUUGUGCGGCACGAAAAAAGGGGAGGCAAGGCGGUGGGUAAUGCCAGUAAAGCAGCGUGACAGAGGAGGGUUAAUACCAUCGAGCUGUGCUAAGAUUGCCCAGCCUCGCUUGGCUUUAAGGGAUUGCAGGCAGUAUUAGCAGCUGAAUAAUUAUUUUUGCUAUGUUUCUCCUUGUGUGCACACUUUCAGUGUGGCUCAUAUUCAUUCAUUCAGCCCAACCCCCACGCCCCAAUGCUCUUCUUUUAGGCUCGAGAGCCUGGAGUCUUGUAAAAAACGUAUAUUUUUGAGUCCUGUGCAGGCAGAGUUCAAGCUCUGUUUUAACUUGAAUGUGCUUCAUAUCUUUCACGUAGAGCCCAGUGAAGGAACGACUAGUCGGAAUUGCACAUUUAGCACUGUGACAGAGAAGAAAGAGAGAUUGAUAACGUAGUGCUUUUUCAUCGUCGCUGGAGUGAAAAAGUGACGCUUCCACUAUGUUUGUAUACAGGGUUACAAGUGUCCCCUUAAUGCUGUUAAAGAGACGUCAUAUAUGACUGUACAUAUAUGAUGAGUAUAAAUAUAAGGCAUCUAUUUUUGACAGUCUUUGUGGUGUGGGCAGAAGUCGUACGAAUAGGAAAAACAUAUAGGUUGGAGCCAACGUGCAUCCUCGCCGUGCUCAACGAUGAGUCUGUGUUUGCAACUUUUUUCUGUAAAGCUUCUCUUCACGUUUGGAUUUUUCUUUUUGUAUGCUGCACUGAAAAUACGUCAUUUUCACAAGUGGUUUGGAAAACAGAAGUGUCAGUCACUUCAUCCAGUGAAAUAUUAUAGUAUACAGUAGAGUAGCUGUUGCAUUAUUUGUUACGAGCUGUAUGUAAUGUUAUUAUGGAAGAUGUAAUGUCCUUCUGUAAAUGUUGUUUAAUGUUUUACCUGAAAUAAAAAUUUAUUAAUGCUUCA
Maylandia zebra (zebra mbuna) is the source of this 6055-nucleotide messenger RNA. It is a transcript of the gene cdk14, whose product is annotated as cyclin dependent kinase 14. Gene Ontology annotation, biological process: protein phosphorylation. Lineage: Eukaryota; Metazoa; Chordata; Actinopteri; Cichliformes; Cichlidae. Gene Ontology annotation, molecular function: cyclin-dependent protein serine/threonine kinase activity; cyclin binding; ATP binding. The record is from RefSeq and is a predicted model, not a curated record. Gene Ontology annotation, cellular component: cytosol; nucleus; cytoplasm.